Molecule: messenger RNA, 1692 nt
Organism: Suillus clintonianus
Lineage: Eukaryota; Fungi; Basidiomycota; Agaricomycetes; Boletales; Suillaceae
Exons: 4
Coding region: 88-1245 (385 amino acids)
Source: RefSeq, a predicted model, not a curated record
GUUGUACAUAACAUUAUAUUCACCCGUGCACGAUAUCUUCAACCUAGUCAUCGGCGAAUCCUUACGCUGCAAAGUCUAUCUUCAAUCAUGGUGGACCUUGCAUCCCUUUCGCUCUUCCCCGCGACGCGUGCGCAGGUUGAGGAGUCAUGGCGCCGAACUUGGCCACAAUGGGGUGGUGCUCUGUGUCUCACAGAGUACCUUGCGCGAGAGACUGAGAUGGAAUGUAUGGAUCACGCAAAGGAUGGAAAGAUGAUCACCUGGGUGUUGGCCCCACGGGACGACCCCACCACUCUUGAUUUCAUGUGUUCCUGUGAGGCAUUCAAGCGCGCAGGUCUCGUCGCUUACCCUCCCUCCUCGGCCUCUAAGCCCAACUCAGUGCACAAAGUAACCUGCUACGCCGUUGCUAGUGUUUUUACACCACCCUCAAAGCGCGGGCGCGGCUACGCAGGCCAUAUGAUGCGCCUCUUACAUUGGGUCAUCGCCUCUCGUGUCAAUCUCCCCAAGUUCCCAGAAGCAUGGGGUGCACCACCGGAACGGGUAGCGGAAGCUAGUGAGGGACUGUUCUCGGGCCUGUACAGUGAUGUCGGGGAAGACUUUUACCACUCGGCAGGCCCUGGGGGUAAAGAGGGCGGAUGGGAGACGCGGGGGGCCGUUUCCACUAUUUGGGACGUGGGCAUGGAGGAGGAGGAGGAUAACGAUGAAUGGACAUGGCUGACACAGGAGCAGCUGAUCGGGCUUUGGGAUCGUGAUGCUAGGCGGAUUAAAAAAGAGCUGGCGAACAUGCCGACAAGAGACGCUUCAUAUGCAGUAGAGUGCCCGGCAGCAUUCGUGACGUACCUGCCAACAAACGGUGUCUGCGGGUUCCACAUCCCAAGGUCGACAUACGCCUCGGAUGUUUCCACCGCAGGCAGAUUCUGGGGUGUACAAUCCUCGAGUGAUCCAGAGACAUACGCAAGCUGGAGCGUCGACUUGAGACCUCCCCCGCCAACACUGAUCAUUACCCGGCUCUGUGCCAGUGAAGAGACAUUUCCUGGGCUAAUCGCGAAGAUCAAACAGGCGGCUAGACAAGCCGGAAUUGGGAAAGUGGAGGUAUGGAAAUUGAGAGACGGCUUAAAGGACAUUGCACAGAGGACGGGUGGGCGGACGGUCAUACGAAGCGAACAUCUACCGCAGAUAGUAUGGUAUGGACCUGGAGCGACGGGGAAUAUAGAGUGGGCGUAUAACGAGAAAUUCGGCUGGUGCUGAUGCAAGAUUAAGCUGCAGUUGCAGAACAAUCGGAGGUGUCACGCUGGCAUAGCUAGAGAAAACGAGCUGCGUCUGGGAAUAAUCCUACAAGCGCGUCUACUACCACGUCAACAAGAAUUGGCGAAAAUUUCUUCACCUUCCGCGAUCUUGAAGAAGCGGACGUGUAGUCCACCACUCUUUCGAACGACUACUGCUCCAGCUUGCUGAGAAGCUAGUUGGGUGUGUUUUCGAGACAACGCGGCGGAUGCAGGCUGGUGAGUGAUUUUAUGGUUGGGCAGUGAACAAUGGGAGGUUAUAUACCAGUGGGGAAUUCAACUAUAUGAUUUAAAACCUCCCUUCUUUUAGUGAGAUGUGAACUCCGUCGCGUUCGUUCCUGAUUGUUUUCCGAGUUCAGCGUCAACGGCCACUUGUAUGCUUUUUAUCCAUUUGUUUCAUCCGGGCGCGGGU